UCCCGCAGCGGCCGCGUUUCGGGGGUGGCGGCUCCUCCCGGCAGUGCGGUAGAGCGCGGCCGCCAUUGCAUCACGGCGCGCCCCGCGCUCGGCCGUGCCUCCAUCCCGCAACCCGGCACCGGUACCGGCUCCAGCACCGGCUCCGACUCCGGCACCGGCGGGGGGCGGGGGCGCUGCAGCCGCAGGGAACGGCCGCCGCGGCGCUGCGGGGAGAGCGGGCACCGCGGCAGCGGGGGAGCGACCCUCGGCCGGGCCCCGCGCCGACAGGGCUGAGGCGGCGGCCGGCGCCCGCCCGGCCCCGCAGUCCGCGCAGCACUUCAGCGGCGGGGCCGGGGCUCGGCGGGAUGCGCCGGCGGUGACGGGGCAGCGGGGUGCCGGGCGAGGGGCCUGCGCCGGCCGCCAUGGGGCCCGCCUGAGCGGCGCGGCCGCGGCGCAGACAGCGGGGCCGGUCCGCCCGCGCCCCGGCGGCGGGGGCCAGGCCCGGGCCUCCGCCGGUCCCCGGGGCGCCGCGGUCCCGGCCUAGCGGCGCGGCGCCUCCCGGCCGGCGCGCCCCCUGCGGGCGAGCGGAGCGGCGGCGCAGGCCGCCCCCGGGCCCGCGGGCCGGGUAUGGGCGGCGCGGCGGCGGGCGGGCGCUGAGGCGGGCGGCGGCAGCAUGGAGGCCAUCUGGCUCUACCAGUUCCGCCUGAUCGUCAUCGGCGACUCCACCGUGGGCAAGUCCUGCCUCAUCCGCCGCUUCACCGAGGGGCGCUUCGCCCAGAUCUCCGACCCCACGGUGGGCGUGGAUUUCUUCUCCAGGCUGGUGGAGAUCGAGCCGGGCAAGAGGAUCAAGCUGCAGAUCUGGGACACGGCCGGGCAGGAGCGGUUCCGGUCCAUCACCAGAGCCUACUACAGGAACUCGGUUGGUGGACUCCUCCUCUUUGACAUUACAAACCGCAGGUCCUUCCAGAAUGUCCACGAGUGGCUAGAAGAGACCAAGGUGCACGUCCAGCCGUACCAGAUCGUCUUUGUUUUGGUAGGUCACAAGUGUGACCUUGACACACAGCGGCAAGUCACCAGGCACGAGGCUGAGAAACUGGCUGCUGCGUAUGGUAUGAAGUACAUUGAGACCUCAGCUCGGGAUGCCAUUAACGUGGAGAAGGCCUUCACUGAUCUGACUCGAGAUAUAUAUGAGCUUGUUAAAAGGGGGGAAAUUUCAAUCCAGGAGGGAUGGGAAGGGGUAAAGAGCGGGUUCGUCCCAAACGUAGUGCACUCUUCAGAAGAAGUGGUGAAGUCAGAUAGGCGAUGCUUGUGCUGAGCUCUUCUAGUGAGGCAAGUGGUGAUGAACUCUACUAACCAAACAUACUUUUACUAAGUGAACUCAGUGUGACAGAAGGGAGAGCAACACUCCCGUUGUGAACAGCCUCCCACGUUGUUUUGGACACCAGAACAGAGCCCGGAAAGAAAUGUUCUGUUCCAAAUAACCUUUCAGAACUGGGGGCUACAAACCUAAAGGAGAGUGAGUGAGGGUGCAUGUAGAUGUUGUAAGGAGACAGGGAGCAGAAAUGAGGGGCUGCACGAGACAGGAGCGAGCAGAGAGCUGAGUGGGCGGGCACGUGCCAGGGUACCGUACAUGUCCUCUUUUAAGUAAAUCCGUAGCUCCAUGCUGGGUACUGAUGCCACAGUAUAGCUGCUUUAGCAGUGUGACAAAUGGGCAGACAGAGAGGAAGGAAGAGGACAUCUUCAUUUGCGUCAGCUGUUUAUUACCAGGGAGGUGUAAAGGCAGCACAGGUACCCUUUCCUCAUAAGGCCAGCUCCACAGGAAGAGUUUAUUGACAUAGUGUGCACACUUCUGAAUUUUCUUUUUUAUGUUCUUGAACCUAGUUCAAUAGCAAAGAAUAUUCUGUGGGAUUUAAAGAGGAAAACAGUAGUUAUUUAUUUGAUUGGUAAUUAAAAUUUAAAUUAUUUCCCCCCUCCAAUAGUGCUUUUUUUUGCUGUGCUGAACUGGGAUUCUAAGUGGCAGCUCCUGCUCCAGUAGUAAUUCUUCAAUGCAUUUUUACGCAUUUACUGCCUAGGUGAGUACCUUGAAAGUACCCUGAGUUCAGGGCUUUCCAAUAGAAUUAAUGCUCAAGAGCAUAAAGAGAGAGAACCAUGUCCUCGUAUCUGAAGGCUGGGGUGUUGCAGCCAGGCGGGACACACCAACAUUUCUGUGCUGACAUUUGGGGUGUCUUAUCAGCCAGGUCACAAGGAGGAAUGGAAAGGAGGGGGGAAAAAACCCACCCAACAAAAUAAAAACAAACAAACAAACAACAAACCAACCUUGAAAAGCUUAACUCAGGUGCAUCAGACAUCCUAAAAGGUGAGACUUGUUUUUAAAGAAGUUAAAUAGCACGGAAAGCAAUGGCUUCCAUCAAUGCUUGCUGCUGUUAAAGUGUCAUUUUCUUUCUUGGCAUCUGUGGAAGACAAGAACUAGCACUGGGAAGGAGGAGCACACAACAGAUAUGUCUGAGCAGGGGGAAGGAAAGCCACAAGACAAGCUCAAGAGUAACAUUUGUUUUCUUCCAUGUUAUAAUUUGACAAAAGAGGAUCCAUCUCAGGUUGGUCACGAUGGGAUAGCAGCUGUGCUACAGAAGCUGUAUGUAGGUGGAUGGUUUCUGGGAAUGCCAGUCACCACUUAGAAGCUUUGCUUCUGCUGAGUUUUAACUUAAGCUUUUGAAGUGCAGCAGGGUAACAGUGCUCCUGCAGCAAACUAGGGAAGUUCAGCCUAUUGAAAGCAAACAAACAAAACUAUAGUGACUUUUUAAAAAAAAAAACAAAACUCGAGUUUGCAAGCUUUAUUCACCAAACUGCUAAUGGGCAGGAGGGAGGGAUUAGGUUAAAAACCACAGGAAGCACCUAGUGGUUGAUUUUAGGCCUCUAAGUAGAGAAGAAUAAAAUAUUUGUUACAGCUUUUUAAGCUGUCCCAGCUAUAAAAGUCUGGGUCUUGCUUGCUGUUGAGUUCAGCCUAUUUCUCCCCUUGAACCGAUCCUCACAGUUUGUAGAACAUGGACAGAUCUGUCUGAAGGGAAAACAAACAAACAAACAAAACAAAAAAACCCCACCCCAACAAAAAAAACCCCACCACCAAACCAAACACCACCCUGUGGUUUCCACAUUAAAACCAAACCCAACAAACCCAACCCAACGACCACAAUCCUGAAAAAGAAUAUUAUUUUUAUUUUCAGUGUUCUGGGAGCAAUCUCAGUUCCUGGGCUCCGCAGGGGACCAGCAGUGUUGCACCUGCUGGGAGGGGCAGCAAUGUUCUAGCAUCUUUCCGUAAACCUGUCACUGCUAACCCCUCAGUGCUCCAGGCUGUAAAUCUAUGAAAAAAAACCCCCUUGUGCUAAAGCUCGGUGAAUGCCAGGCAGAGUCAGUUGUGGUCAAGUUGAGUGCCCUGAAGAUUGAAAUCACUCAAUCAAUCCCUUUAAAAAAUUUCUUUCUAGGUAAGCAAAACUGGAGAAGAUGAUUGAUGCAGCGAGCGCCACAGGAGCUUGGCUGCCAUGGGCUCUCAGGGGGUGCCACCAGUGGAGAGUACACGGUUUGCUCGGAGCAGGUCUGUUAGUCAUAUUUUUGCAAAGACAAGCAAGUACAAAAGGGGCCAUUUCUUCAGCCUUAAACUGGAGAGUCUGCCAAGCAACUGCUUGGUCCUUCAGGGCCCAGCUGGUCACCAGGUGUCUUGGGUUGCCUGGCUGAGGGGAGCAGCUCUCUGCAGGCAGAGCUGGAGUGCUACAGGAACAGCAGUUAGAAGUUGGCUCAAACAAACAGCAUUUUAGCAAUAGUAAAAUUCUAUAGUUCUCUGUGCAGGAACCUGGCCAGCGGUUGGGGGACUCAUUUGUUAUGACACAACCAAAUAUUUUAUGUAAUGGAUUUUGGACAGUCCCCUUUACUGCUCCCAGAGAGAAAUUCCAGAAAGCCUAAAUAAGUAAUUACAUUCAGGCCUUCAGAGUAACUCUUCAAUUCAGAAAUACAAGUGUCAUAAUUCUGAAGAGGAACAGCGUAGAAGAAAAAUGUACGAAGUCUUAAAUACUUAGAGGUAAUAAAUGGUUAUAUUAAAUGAUAGAGAAAUCAUUAUAUACAUCUUUUUCUAAUUCCUUGCAUUUUCUAGACAGCUUAUUAAAAUAUAGGAAAUGUAGAUUCAUCUGUACAAAAUUUGGAAUGUUUUUUCUAAGAUGAAGAACUUAUAGGAUAUGCUAAGAAUUCUUUUCUAACAACUGGUUUUAAUGCUUUGACUUCUAGUGCAAGAGGGAUUUAGAGACAUCAGAAGGUGAUACCUUUCACAGGAUAAAGGUCAGGAGCUCUUUUACUCUAGGAAAAAAAAAAGAAAAAAAAGAAAAAAAAAGAAAAAGCUAACUUUCUGUGGUCUCUACCACAUGUUAAAAACAAUCUGCAUGUUAGAUUGAAACUGCUCAGAACCUCCAGAAUAAAAGCAUACUAUAUACUUUCCUUGCUUUCUGUUAUGCACUGUAACAAAAUGUGAAAAUAAUGCUGUAUUUAGCUGUCUGUAUGUGACUGAAAAUAUGCUUGUAUUUAGCAAAAUGGUUACUAUGUGAUAAUGUGAAAUUCAAAACUUGUAAA
Messenger RNA from Grus americana (Whooping crane), 4590 nucleotides. It is a transcript of the gene RAB39B, whose product is annotated as RAB39B, member RAS oncogene family. The transcript has 2 exons. Gene Ontology annotation, molecular function: GTPase activity; GTP binding. NCBI's taxonomy places the organism in Eukaryota, Metazoa, Chordata, Aves, Gruiformes, Gruidae. Gene Ontology annotation, biological process: Rab protein signal transduction. The record is from RefSeq and is a predicted model, not a curated record. The coding region runs from base 653 to 1294 and encodes 213 amino acids. Gene Ontology annotation, cellular component: Golgi membrane.